Messenger RNA from Ustilaginoidea virens, 867 nucleotides. RefSeq lists its product as uncharacterized. Lineage: Eukaryota; Fungi; Ascomycota; Sordariomycetes; Hypocreales; Clavicipitaceae. Gene Ontology annotation, molecular function: protein binding. The transcript has a single exon. Bases 1 to 867 code for a protein of 288 amino acids. The record is from RefSeq and is a predicted model, not a curated record.
AUGUUCAAGCGCUCGUUUCGGUCGCAGGACCAGAACCGCAUCGACAAGUCUGCGAGGGCAAAGAAGCCCAGUUCUGUUCGGGAUCCGGUGAAGCUGUCGAGGCUGCAGAGAUCGCUCACCGAGCAAGACGGCGUCGCGCAGCAGCCUGCCGCGCCUUCGGCCAUCGUGACUCUCACGGUCGGCCGCGAAGGCAGGCUCUUUGCGGCGCACGAGGACGUCCUCCGCCAGUCUCCGUUUUUCGACGCGGCUUGCCGACGCAGCGUGCCCGACUCGCAGAGCAAGAGAAUUUCCCUGCCCGACGAGGAACCCGAGGUAUUUUCCGCCGUCCUCGAGUAUCUGUACAAGGGCGACUACUACCCUCGCCUACUGCACAGCAGGUCCAGGAACUCUUGGCACCUCGAAGACGGCCCACGGACGCCUCGCACCUCGCCAAACCCCGAAAGCGCAGGUGGCCGCGCAGGUGGCCGCGCAGGAACCGUCGGCGACGCCACCGUCUUUGUCUGCAGCUUGGGGGCCGACGUCCUCCGCGACACGGUCGUUUACUGUGCCGCGGAUCGAUUCGGCCUCGAGGAGCUGAAGCGUCUGGCUCUGCGCAAGCAAGGCCUGCAAGCCGGCAUCGACGUCGGCACCAUCCUGCGGUCGGCCCAGUACGCCUACGCCCACACGCCCGACUCGGAUAGCCGCCUGCGCGCUCAUUACCUCGCCCUGAUCAUCCGCUGCCGCAAGACGUUCAAGCGGAGCGGCACUAUGCAAGCCGAAAUGGAGGCGGGUGGCAGCAAAUUGUAUUUUGACUUGUUCGUGGCCAUGUGCAAUCACCUGGACGACGUCAUUGACGUGACGCACUGCCGCACGCCAAAGACGGCCUGA